AUGCCAGCCACAUUUAGGAGACGAUAUCCAAAUACACGUGUUAUACUGGAAUGUACCGAGAUACGGACAGAGACACCAGAAUCUACCAGAGCUAAGUCGCUGCUGUAUUCAAACUAUAAGUCUCAUAUGACCUGGAAGGUUUUGGUAGGCAUCAUACCAGCUGGAGUGCCUAGUUUGGUGACAUCUUGUUAUGCUGGCAGCAUCUCAGACAAAAAGAUUACAGAGAAGUCUGGAGUGGUAGAUAUGUGUGAUGAUGGUGAUGCAAUCAUGGUGGACAAAGGAUUUCUUAUAUCAGACAUGACUACUCUUAAGAACAUCCAACUGAUCAUACCACCAUUCAAGAGGAAGCAUAGAAAAUUCUCCAGGAGGGUGGUGGAAACAACCCGGCGAAUCGCAAAUCUUCGUAUUCAUGUUGAGCGACAGAUGCAACGUAUCAAACUCUUUCGUAUACUGAACGGUAUAAUGCCUAUCAGCUCUGCAGAUACAGCUUCAAAUGUUUUUAAGAUUUGUACAGCACUGACAAUCCUGUAUCCCCCUCUGAUUCGCGGAUAA
This is a messenger RNA of Pecten maximus, 552 nucleotides long. RefSeq lists its product as uncharacterized. The record is from RefSeq and is a predicted model, not a curated record. The transcript has a single exon. Lineage: Eukaryota; Metazoa; Mollusca; Bivalvia; Pectinida; Pectinidae. The coding region runs from base 1 to 552 and encodes 183 amino acids.